Cladocopium goreaui is the source of this 981-nucleotide messenger RNA. NCBI's taxonomy places the organism in Eukaryota, Dinophyceae, Suessiales, Symbiodiniaceae. The record is from the annotation of a GenBank genome assembly.
AUGAUCGCCUUUCUCCUAGCCUUGGUCUUGGAAGAUGUCGAGAAACCCUAUGGCGGAUGGCGAUGGGUCAUCGCGGCACAGAUCGUCCCUGGCAUCAUGCUGGUGAUUGGCGGCAUCUUCAUGCCUGGCUCGCCUCGCUAUUUGGUACAACAAGGCAAGCCUCGGCAGGCGCUGAGGUGUUUGUUGUUGCUGCGCAGCGAGGAUGUGCGUGAAGAGCUGGCGGAGAUUUGCCAAGAGCAUGAGAUGGACUCGACCACGAAGGGCACCUGGGUCGAGUUUUGCUCCGGCGACAACUUGAAACUGCUGGGCAUUGGCGUCAGCAUCCAACUCUUACAGCAACUCUGUGGCAUAAACGCCUUCAUGUACGACGGCCCUUUGAUCUUCGACAAACUCUUCGGCAAUGAACACGCUGGGCACCUUUUUACCCUAGUCUCAGGUGUGGUCAUCAUCUUCGCCACCAUCCCUGGACUUUUCUUGGUGGACAAGUGCGGCCGAACGGUGUUGAUGAAGUGGUCCGCCGCUGGAAUGAUGUUUUGCUCCGGUGUCCUUGCGUCCAUUGGAGACCUGUGCUUCGAGGACGACAUCGGAACUUGUGGUCCUUGGGCCAAGUGGACAGCCACGCUGGCCAUUUGCGGUUUCACUGUGAACUUUGCAUACGGCUGGGGCCCCAUGGCAUGGGUCUACUGUGCCGAGAUGUUUCCGCAGAAGCACCGGACCAAGGGGGUGGCGGCCACCACCGAUGCCAACUGGGUGGGCAACAUUUUGAUUGCCUUCCUGCCACCGUUGAUGUUUGCCAACUGGGGCUUCAACAUGUUUUGGGUCUUCGUUGGCACCAACUGUCUCUGCCUCUUCUGCGCCAUGUCUUUGCCAGAGACCAAGGACAAGAGCUUAGAGGAGAUUACCUUGAUGUUCAACCACUGGUUCCACCCAGGCGAGUGCAAGGCCACCGAAGACGCCGACGUGGAUUCGGUGCAUCCGUAG